AUGAUACGCUACCUCGUCACCAGCUUGCCUACCAUACAAGCGGCGCCAUUGGUAGGACGGCCGUUGGUUUGCAGCAGGACAGUCAGAAAUCAGGCCUUUGAUGCCGCAUUUGACCAGGAUGAGCUCGCAGAAGCGAGGAGGUGGCACGCUUCUUUCCAGGAGAGCGACCUGCCGAAAGGCCAGACAAGCUAUUCGAGGUCCAGCGGACCAGGUGGACAGCAUGUCAACAAGACGGAGAGCAAAGCGACCACGGUAUGGCCGGUGCAUGAGCUGACCAGAAGCAUGCCCAAGCUCAUGCAUUCGGCGCUACGGUCGUCGAGAUACUACACGAGCGGCAACGACUCGCUCACCUUCCAGGCCCAGACACACAGAAGCCGCACGGCCAACAGCGAGGAGAACCAUGGGAAACUUGUAGAAGAGAUACACAGGAUAUUCCGGGAGACGGUUCCUGGGAUGACGAGCGCCAAGAAGCAGAAGAAGUAUGAAGCAUUAGAAAAAGCAUUCCAUGAGAACCGGGUGCGGGCGAAGAAGCAGCAGAGCGCAAAGAAGGCCUCUCGGAAAGCAUCGUUCGACUAG
Messenger RNA from Neoarthrinium moseri, 576 nucleotides. RefSeq lists its product as uncharacterized. The transcript is spliced from 3 exons. Gene Ontology annotation, cellular component: mitochondrial large ribosomal subunit. Gene Ontology annotation, biological process: mitochondrial translational termination. Gene Ontology annotation, molecular function: translation release factor activity. The record is from RefSeq and is a predicted model, not a curated record. NCBI's taxonomy places the organism in Eukaryota, Fungi, Ascomycota, Sordariomycetes, Amphisphaeriales, Apiosporaceae. The coding region runs from base 1 to 576 and encodes 191 amino acids.